Messenger RNA from Anolis carolinensis (green anole), 3403 nucleotides. RefSeq names its product serine/threonine kinase 39 (gene stk39). Gene Ontology annotation, molecular function: ATP binding; protein serine/threonine kinase activity. Gene Ontology annotation, biological process: protein phosphorylation. Gene Ontology annotation, cellular component: cytoplasm. The coding region runs from base 319 to 1947 and encodes 542 amino acids. The transcript has 18 exons. Lineage: Eukaryota; Metazoa; Chordata; Lepidosauria; Squamata; Anolidae. The record is from RefSeq and is a predicted model, not a curated record.
AGCCUCCUCUGCCCGGGUGCUGGUGCUCCACCCAACUCGGACCCCCAGGGUUGCACAGCCUUGAGCCCUGGCCGGCAGGGAGAGCGGCGCCCUGCUGCAUUGGUUCCUCUCCUCCAGAGCCUCUGUGGGAGAGCUACGCGGCUCCUCCCCCUCCUGAUGCUGAUGGCGCCCCAGCCUCCGCCCCUUAGCGGAUGCGCGGCGGAGGCCGGCAGAUGAGGCGGGUUAAAGGUGGUGCCGCCGGCAGGGAAGUUUAAAGCAGGAGGAGGAGGAAGAAGGACGCUCGCUUGCCGGUACUAGAGGCGUCUUUGCUGCCGCAUCAUGGCGGAGCCGGGCGACUCGCCUCUCCACGUCCAGCAGCAAGAGCAGGAGCCGGAGCCUCAGCCAGCGCCAGAGCCUCUUCAGCCGACUGUUGCUGCUGCUACUGCUGCUGUUCCUCCAGCGAGCCCGGCCCCUGCAGCCGCCGCUGUUGUCGCCUGGCCCAUCCUGCGGGACGCCUAUGAGCUGCAGGAGGUGAUCGGUAGUGGGGCCACAGCUGUAGUCCAAGCAGCACUAUGCAAACCCAGGCAAGAACGUGUAGCAAUAAAAAGAAUCAACUUAGAAAAAUGCCAGACCAGUAUGGAUGAAUUGCUUAAAGAAAUUCAAGCCAUGAGUCAGUGCAGCCAUCCCAACAUAGUUACAUAUUAUACAUCUUUUGUGGUCAAGGAUGAACUUUGGUUGGUUAUGAAACUGCUAAGUGGAGGGUCUAUGCUGGACAUAAUAAAGUAUGUUGUCAAUAGAGGAGAGCACAAGAGUGGUGUUCUUGAAGAAUCAAUAAUAGCAACAAUUCUUAAAGAGGUUUUGGAAGGCCUAGAUUAUCUUCACAGGAACGGGCAAAUUCAUAGGGAUUUAAAAGCUGGUAAUAUUCUUCUGGGUGAAGAUGGCUCUGUACAAAUAGCAGAUUUUGGUGUUAGCGCAUUUUUAGCCACGGGAGGGGAUGUGACUCGUAACAAAGUAAGAAAGACUUUUGUUGGUACUCCAUGUUGGAUGGCACCUGAGGUCAUGGAACAGGUGAGAGGUUACGACUUCAAGGCUGAUAUUUGGAGCUUUGGAAUAACAGCCAUUGAAUUAGCCACAGGAGCUGCACCUUACCACAAAUACCCUCCAAUGAAGGUAUUAAUGCUGACCUUGCAAAAUGACCCUCCAACAUUGGAAACGGGUGUAGAAGAUAAAGAAAUGACAAAAAAGUAUGGCAAAUCCUUUAGAAAAUUAAUUUCAUUGUGUCUUCAAAAAGACCCUUCUAAAAGGCCUACAGCUGCAGAACUUUUAAAAUGCAAAUUCUUCCAGAAAGCAAAGACUAGAGAAUACUUGAUUGAAAAGCUGCUUACAAAGACUCCUGACAUAGCACAAAGAGCAAAAAGGGUCAGAAGAGUGCCAGGUUCCAGUGGCCAUCUGCACAAGACAGAAGAUGGAGACUGGGAGUGGAGCGAUGAUGAGAUGGAUGAGAAAAGUGAAGAGGGCAAAGCUGCUUUUUCCCAAGAAAAGUCACGAAGGGUUAAAGAAGAAGAAAAUGCUGAGAUUUCCAUGAAUUCCAGCAAUAUUCCUGAUCAAAUACAGAAUCUGUCUAUAAAGGGUUCUCAGACUCGACCUGCUGUUAGCAAUGAAUGUGGUGAAAUUCCGUGUGCUGUGAAUCUCGUUUUAAGACUAAGGAAUUCUAGAAAGGAACUUAAUGACAUACGAUUUGAAUUUACUCCAGGCAGAGACACAGCAGAUGGUGUAUCUCAGGAGCUGUUCUCUGCAGGCCUGGUUGAUGGCCAUGAUGUAGUUAUAGUUGCUGCUAAUUUACAAAAAAUAGUAGAUGACCCCAAGGCCUUGAAAACAGUAACCUUUAAGCUGGCAUCUGGCUGUGAUGGUACGGAGAUCCCCGAUGAAGUAAAACUGAUUGGGUUUGCUCAGCUCAGUGUCAGCUGAUGCCAAUCUCCCGACCCCCUCAGCACAAUGGUGAGAUUGCAAAGAGGCCAGCUAUAAUCGCAAAGGAAAAUUUCCAGGCUCCGCACACAAACACACACACACACUGAGUUCUGCUUCAUUCUAUAGCAAUUCACCACCUUGGAACAAGCAAUGCCCACAGCUACACUGCUCCUGCUAACAUUCCAAAAGCUACUAAAUGUGUCUCUCGCAAUCAGUUUGGAUUUCCCCGAAGUGAACAAACAAGACGGAUUGGAAAUGCGCUCAGGUGGCUGUAUCCAUUGGUUACAAAAGGAAUUUUCUAUUAGAGCUAUUUCUUCUUUAAUUAAAAAAACUGGUAAUAACUAUUUUAGCGGCUAAUACUGACUCUGCUGUUGUAUGUAGAAAUGAACAUAAUGAUAAAUUCUAGGGCUUAUUUAGCCACACUUGAAUUUUUGUUCUGAAACCAACUGUGAAUUUUAUUUUUCCCUUAUAUUUAUGCAUUAUCCAUCCUGGCUGUGAGAAAUUGAUUUUACCCCCAUUCUUAAUUUAUGUGCUACUUGCAGUUGAACACACUUGUUUAAAGAGAGUUUCAGGUUUAUCUUUAAAGCCUAUGUCACAAUCUCUGGUUUUUUUUUUAACUGAGGUAGGCAUUUAGUUUUGGUUUUGUGUGUCCUUUAAAAAUCCAUAAGGGGAUUGUCAGGGGUGUGGGAGGUGCCUUGCAGAUAUUAAUGUCCUAAGAUUGUGCCUAAAGCUGUGUGAAUCGGAGCUCAUCUCAUUUCAAGAUCUAGCAUGUCUAGAUCUCUGAGUAAUGAGGAAGAUUUAUUGUAGCAGAGACUUGAGAUAAAUACAUAUGGCCUACAUUCUGCUUCGUGGGGGGAAUCACAAGCUGAAAUUUCUUUAAACAGUUGCCAUUAAGCUAAAAUGCCUUUACUCUGCCCAUCUCUGAUUUGGCUUAUCUUGAAGGGAUAGGAAUUGUUUUAUAAUGAGAAAAAAAACUUGAAGAGAAUCUAAGCUUUACUUGAAAUUCUGCAGAACACCCAGAUAGAGUGCAAAUAAUAGGAAAGGGCUUUGUGCAAUGAUUUAAAAGUUGAAGAAGCAAAUUUCUGUUACAUUUUUAAAACACACUUCUGACCGAAGUCAUAUGCUUAACCUGUGGCAUAGAUACUUUGGAGCUAGUCAAUGUUAGAAGGGUUCUCUAAUCUGAAGCUUAUUUUCAGAGGAAUGGGUUUCUUGGAUGUUACCUUGCUUAACUCACCUCCUAGAUAAACUUGGAUAAAUGGCAGCUCCCUAACACAUGGGGGAAUCGGCAAAUGUGUUAUUUAAGAGUUAUUUAUAAUGCCUUGUCAUAAAUGUUUGAGGUAUUCUAGAGCCAUUUGCGUACAACUCAGUGUAAUUUCAUUCCAUUCUAUUGUUUACACAAUGAUUACUCAAAGAUUGACUGCAGAGGUAAAAGGAAAUAAAAGUGUAUUGCACAAAA